This is a messenger RNA of Adineta ricciae, 1029 nucleotides long. The record is from the annotation of a GenBank genome assembly. NCBI's taxonomy places the organism in Eukaryota, Metazoa, Rotifera, Eurotatoria, Adinetida, Adinetidae.
AUGAAUUCCAACGACGAACAAAAUGCGACAGGAGAACCAAUGGUAACUAAUAACAAUGCUAUUGAUUCGAUAGAAGAUAUCUUAAUUGCGAAUAAUAUUCAAUAUAUAAUUCUUCAAUUAUUUCAAUUGAUUUCUAUUCCUUGUUAUUUAUUUUUAUUUUAUCAUAUUUGGAAAAGAUCAACAAUUCGAAAAGCAAUUGAUAUGCAUGUAUUUAUAUUGAUUCUUCUAUUAAGUUUUAUCACAUUAAUUGGUGAUAUUUCUGUUUUUCUUCAUUAUUUACGUAUUAAUUCAGUUUGGCCAUGUAAUCAUUCAUUAUGUUUAUAUUGGAUGUGGAUAGAUAAUCUUUGUUAUACUUUGGGUAUGUGGUUAAUGACAUGGGCAUCGAUUGAACGUCAUAUUUUGAUAUUUCAUCGAAAUCUAUUGAAUACUUUCAAAAAACGUCUAAUAGUUCAUUACAUUCCUCUAACACUUUGUAUUGUUUAUUGUUGCAUUUAUUCGUCCUAUUUAAUUUUUGGAUAUCCAUGUGAAAACGUAUUCGAUUGUGCAUCAGUUCUUUGUGGUUCUGCUUGUGCAUACAAUGAUUUUAAUCUUGCACAAUAUGAUACAAUUACUAACUCAAUAGUAACAACUAUUCUUAUCGUUUUAUGUAGUAUUUCUCUCUUAUUUCGUGUUCUUUGGCGAAAAUAUCGCUCUCAUCAACGAUUACGAUGGUCUAAAAUUCGAAAAAUGACUAUACAGCUUUUGUCAAUAUCAUGUCUCUAUAUGAUUACUACAAUUCCAAUUAACUCAGAAUAUUUAAUUGGUUUUGUAUCGAUGGAGAGUGUUGGUUAUACAUAUCUCUCCAAUAUGAUGUAUUUACUCUAUUGCUUCUUACCAUUUGUUUGUCUUACUACUUUGCCAGAACUUCGACAAAAAGUACAAAUAUGUCAUUUUCAUCGACGUCAUCGUGCUGUUGCACCUCUUUUUCUCCUUCAUAAAACACCAAAAAUGAUACACACAAGAUUACCAUUGAACAAAAACAAUAAUUAA